AUGUCCGAAAUUGCAGAUAAUAUCUUGUCUGUCAUUAUGGUCAUUGCACCUACAGUUGGCUACUUUGAUCAAUACCGUAUCAUUGUAAAAAACAAAACUAGCUUGGGCUUCAACUCGGUGACAUGUGCUAUUCUCUGUUUUGCAAACAUUUUGAGAUUGUUUUUCUGGCUUGGCAAACGAUUCGACAACACAUUGCUGUUCCAGUCGAUUGCCAUGUUGACCGCCAUGUUGGCAUUACUGCAAAUAGUGGUGAAAUACAAACCUCAUGAUUUACCAUUUACACCACUUAUCCGACAUGAUUCAGCCUCAUCUUACAGUUCUUCCAACUCUUCUCAUCAUCACGGUGCUGCUAUUGAGCAAAGAAUCGAGCUAAAAUGGUACCAACGUACCUUUUGGGAUUGGAAUUACUUUAUUGAUUAUGUAAACUGCCUCUUGCUCUUCACCAGUGUUGUUGGCAUUCUUUACGUCUUUUUGCACGAGCAUGAAUGGUUCAUUGAGGCUCUUGGAUUCUUGAGCUUAGGCAUUGAAAGCACGCUGCCGUUGCCUCAAUUACUGACCAAUUUCAAGAAUAGAAGUGUGGAUGGAUUCAGUUUAUUGAUCUUGGCUAGUUGGUUUUUGGGAGACUCCUUCAAGGCAUUCUACUUUUUUUACCAACAUUCACCUAUCCAAUUUGUUGCCUGCGCCAUCAUUCAACUCACGUUUGAUACCAUCAUUGUAUUCCAGUUUAUUUUAUUCUCUAGCUAUGUCAAGAAGCUACUAGGCAUUGGACAGCCAAUCGCACUAGAUCAAGAAGAUCAAGAAUAUGAGCCCAUCAAUUAA
Messenger RNA from Mucor velutinosus, 819 nucleotides. RefSeq lists its product as uncharacterized. Gene Ontology annotation, biological process: retrograde transport, endosome to Golgi; phospholipid translocation. Lineage: Eukaryota; Fungi; Mucoromycota; Mucoromycetes; Mucorales; Mucoraceae. The transcript is spliced from 5 exons. The coding region runs from base 1 to 819 and encodes 272 amino acids. Gene Ontology annotation, cellular component: endosome; trans-Golgi network. The record is from RefSeq and is a predicted model, not a curated record.